GGAGGCAGUUGCUGCUAUACACAUGGGCAGAGUAGGGGUUCUACCGCGCCGUCUUCCGAGCUUUCGGUCCGCGCGGCAGACCGGACCUGCCGUAUGAACUUCUUGUCCCUUCCGCGCCAGCUUCCGUGACCUCUGCUCCCCGUGAUUCUGCCCUUGCUGAUAUGCCUGCUCCAAGAAUCCCGUGAGAACGAGAGAGUAGCUUUCUGGUGCCAGUGCCCUGCUGUUCAGGCAAAAAUUUACUAUCAUUCUCACAGGAUGGCAGCUCUUGGUCUGUCUCCCACGUGUGUUAUGUCCAACCAGGAGCCUGCCUGUGCCCAUGAGUCAGAAAUUCCUCUGUCUUCAAAAGACCAUUCCUGUCCCCAGGAUGUGGAUCUGUUUGCAUGCAAUGGCCUGGAGCCUCACACAUCAACCAGUGUUGGUUCCCAGGAGUACGUGACUUUUCAGGAUGUUGCUGUGGACUUCACUGAGAAGGAGUGGCCCUUGCUGGAUUCUUCUCAGAGAAAACUGUACAAGGAUGUGAUGCUGGAGAACUAUAGCAACCUUGCCUCAGUGGGGUGUCAGGUGGGCAAGCCCAGCCUCAUCUCCCACUUGGAGCAGGAAGAGGAGCUGAGGACAGAGGAGCAGGAACUUCACCAAGGCCCUUGUCCUGAUUGGGAGACUCCAUCUAAAACCAAAUGGUCAAUUCUUAUGGAAGAUAUUUUUGGGAAGGAAACAUCUAAUGGUGUGACAAUGGAAAGCAGUCGGCUUGGAGAGAAAUCCACUGAAUAUGCCAACCUAUUUGACGUCUUCAGCAUGGGCGCUCAUCUUACUCAGCAAAUGGGAAGGCACACCGGCAAGAGGCCCUAUCACCGCCGGGACUGUGGGGUGACUUUCAAGAACAGAUCCCAUGUAACCCAACAUGUGAACAUUUACAAUGGGAGGAAAAUGCAUGAAUGUCAUCAGUGCCAAAAAGCCUUCACCACGAGUGCUUCCCUUACACGGCACAGGAGAAUACAUACCGGGGAGAAACCCUAUGAGUGCAGUGCCUGUGGGAAAGCUUUCAAUGACCCCUCAGCCCUCAGGAGUCAUGCAAGAACUCACCUCACAGAGAAGCCCUUUGAAUGCAGUCAGUGUGGAAACGCAUUCCGAACCCUCUCCUCCCUGAAGAUACACAUGAGAGUUCACACUGGGGAGAGACCUUACAAGUGUGACGAAUGUGGGAAGGCGUAUGGCCGGAGCUGCCACCUCAUUGCACACAGAAGAACACACACUGGAGAGAGACCGUAUGAAUGUCAUGACUGUGGGAAAGCUUUCCAGCAUCCCUCACAUCUCAAAGAGCACGUCAGGAAUCACACUGGAGAGAAACCCUACGAAUGCACACAAUGUGGAAAAGCCUUCCGAUGGAAGUCCAACUUUAACUUGCACAAGAAGAACCACAUGGUAGAGAAAACAUAUGAGUGCAAAGAGUGCGGGAAAUCCUUUGGUGACCUCCUGUCACGGAGAAAACACAUGAGAAUUCACAUUGUAAAGAAGCCCGUUGAAUGUAGACAGUGUGGGAAGGCGUUCAGAAACCAGUCCAUCCUUAAGACACACAUGAACUCCCACACUGGAGAGAAACCAUAUGGGUGUGACCUCUGUGGGAAAGCCUUCAGUGCAAGCUCCAACUUAACUGCACACAGGAAAAUACACACUCAAGAGAGACGCUACGAAUGUGCUGCCUGCGGGAAGGUCUUUGGUGAUUAUUUAUCCCGGAGGAGGCACAUGAGCAUCCAUCUUGUAAAGAAACGCGUGGAGUGCAGACAGUGUGGGAAAGCCUUCAGAAACCAGUCAACCCUUAAGACACACAUGAGAAGUCACACAGGAGAGAAGCCCUAUGAGUGUGAUCACUGUGGGAAGGCCUUCAGCAUUGGUUCAAACCUUAAUGUGCACAGGAGGAUACACACUGGGGAGAAGCCCUACGAGUGCCUGGCCUGUGGGAAAGCCUUCAGCGAUCAUUCAUCCCUCAGGAGUCAUGUGAAAACACACCGGGGAGAGAAGUUCUUUGUGUCAUCAGUGUGGAAAAGGCUCCAGUGACCCACCUUUUUAAAGAGAAACACGAGAGUGUAGACCGGAAGGGAGCCCAGCAGGUGUAAGGAAGGCAGGAAGCCUUGAUGAACUCAUCUCACUGGGCACAAAACAGUGUGUUAACUUGGGAGAAAUCCAAUUUGCAUAAUAACUGUGGAAAGACUUGGGUUUUUCCACAGCAUUUUGGAGAUAUGGGAGAACUCACGAUAGGUGAGAAGACAUAUAUCUGUGAUGUGAAGAAGCCAUUAGUGUAUGUUUAGGUCUCAACAAAUGAGAACUUAGGGAGAGAAACCCUAGUCUCAUAUUUAAUGUCAAAAUGACUUCAGCAUCACCUUGUACCUUAUGGAUACAAGAGUAAGCACACCAGGGAGGAUCUCUGUAAAUUCCACGAUUGGACAAACCUUUCCUGGUCUCACUGUAUUCCUCAUGAGAGAAAUCACCCUGAGGAAAAAAACCUAUGAAGUAAGGAACGUGGGAAUAUUGAUAACGGAUUGGCAAACUAUGGCCAGCUGUCUGUUUUUGUGCAGCUGGCAAGCUAAGGAUAGUUGUUGCAUUUUUAAAGAAGGAAAAGGUGUGCCAGAGACCAUUUAGACCACAAAGUCUAAAAUACUCAUUGUCUGAUCCUUUACAGAAAAAAAUUUGCCCAUCAUUGGUCUACAGCAGUGGUUCUCAACUGGGGAUAACUUUGCUCCCCAGGGGACACUUGGCAAUGUCUGGAGACAUUUUUGGUUGUUAAAACUGGGGAGGUGCCACUGGCAUGUUUUGGGGAGACAUCGGGGAUGCUGCUAAAUAUCCUACAAUGCACAGGGGCUUCUCACAAGAGAGAAAUUAUGUGCCCCCAAAAUAUCAGUAUUGCUGAGGUUAGCCAACAAUCCCUCAAUUUUUCAUGGAAGUCGUGGGUACUCACACUAAGAGAGAUUUCAAUUUAAAACUUCAAAAUUAUAAUCAGUAUAAUUUUUUUUCAGGAAACACGUGAGACCCCACACUGCAGACAGUCCCCAUGUGGAGAUAAUAUUAUCCACAGCCCUCUCACUUGUGCAUAUGAGAAUUCACUCCCCAGUGGGAUUUCUUAGUACAUACAGAAUUACACUUAUCAGUCAGUCUUUCGUCAUGAAAACGGACCCCAGCUCCUUAAUUUUUACGUCUUUAUUUUUAAGCUUAUGCUCUUCCAAAUAACCCUUUUGCCUCAUCACAGAAGGUUUGUAUAUAGCAUUUUUACUAUAAUUUCAUUCUUUAUAUGUGUUCAUUUCCUGAUGGACAACUUGACCAAUGAAAUUUUUUAGAAUAGUGUUUGUUAUGUGCUGUGUAACGUGGGUAUUUCUAGUACCUGUUUGUUACAAGUAUCUAAUGCAAAUUUGAUCAGAGCGGGAUGUCUUCAUCAGAUGGGUCCUUUGGAAUGUUUUUGGUCUCCCAUCCAGCCAAGAGUAACAUACACUUACGUUAUAGUUGCUCCUUCAGUAUUUCAUAUUCUUUCAUAUCAAGAAAAUCCAGUCUUUGUCUGAGUAGUAAGGUGUGCUAUUUUUAAAAAUCUCUUACAGGUUUUUCCUGCAGCUAAUACAGCCCUUGUCCACAGCCCGACCAUUGACAAAUAAAUGUAUGGGCUGUAAAAAAGCUUUUGAAAAAGAGUCAUUCUUACCUGGAUUCUUCUCUAUGUUUUCUUUAUUUUCUUGCUCUUCUCUUUACUUCUCACCUUGAAAAGAGAUUCAGUACCUUGUAACCGUGAGGAUGCAAGCCACAGGCUAAGGGGUAGACACUGCAGAAAAAUCACAAUGAUCCUUGUUCCCCAGUGGCUUCUUUGGGUGUCUGCACUAGCCCUGGAUUUGUUAUUUCCAGACUCCUAUUAUGUGAGAAAAAAUAAAACCGAUUAUUGGUUUAAGCUGCUUUUGAUAUUCAUUGUUUAAUCUUUGUAAUCAUUAUUUUAUUGGUGGUGGGGGUGGGGGUUCUGCUAUACUCCAGCUGGAUGCUGUCUAUAACCCGUACAUCUGGUUAUCAGUGAGGUUGGAGAGCUGCUAUAUGUGUGGGUAUAAUCUGCUUAUGUUGAUACUUUUAAUUGUUGGAUAUGGGUUUUUUAAAAUCCUGAAGUCAUGUUUUUAAAUUGUAUUUCAAAUCUCUGAUGUACUUAAACAUUAUUUCUUGACUUGUGUUGAAAUAAGUGUAUUAGUUUUCGCAAAAGCCCUGAGAAGUAGGUACCACCAGUAACUCUUUUGCAUAUGGGCAAUCUGAGGCAAGGAAGUUUAAGGUUACUUGUGUGAGGUCAACUCGUUAGCAAGUAGUAAUGUCUGUGUUUUGAGUCCAUAUCACUUUUAUGUCAGGCCCUUUUCUGUGCCCUGAGUCUCUAGCAGUGAAUCAGGAUUUUUGUCUUCUUGGUGCUCACAUCGUACUUGGGAUUAAGGUGCAAGGUAAACAUGUGAAUACAUAUAUCCUAUAUCAGAUGGUGGUCAGUUCAGUGCUGGGAAAUUUAAGCCUGGUGAUAAUGAGAGGGAUGUGGGGUUCAGUGGAACUAUUGGAUCGAUAGGGAAAGCCUUUUGUUUAAGGGGACAUUUGAGCAGAGAUGUAAAUUCACUGCAAUUGUGCACCAUGCUGUAAUGUGGGGAAGAGCACCUUUGGCAGUUCAAAGGUCAUGGAAAAGAAUUUUACUUGGGACAAAGGGGCCAGUGUGACUGGAGUGCAACAAGCUUGGGAGUCGCAGAAUGUGUUGAGGUCAGAGCUAGAUUGGGGUCUUGUUCAUGGGGGUAUCUUGUGGGUUAACUGAAAGAACUUUG
Hippopotamus amphibius kiboko is the source of this 4805-nucleotide messenger RNA. It is a transcript of the gene ZNF317, whose product is annotated as zinc finger protein 317. The record is from RefSeq and is a predicted model, not a curated record. Gene Ontology annotation, molecular function: RNA polymerase II cis-regulatory region sequence-specific DNA binding; DNA-binding transcription factor activity. The coding region runs from base 256 to 2052 and encodes 598 amino acids. Gene Ontology annotation, biological process: regulation of transcription by RNA polymerase II. The transcript has 7 exons. Lineage: Eukaryota; Metazoa; Chordata; Mammalia; Artiodactyla; Hippopotamidae.